GCGCAUCCGGCGUGGAAGCUUCCAGGCGCUGAGCUGUGCGCGAUGCAUUCUGGGCAGGAGACGGGUGGAACUGCCGCCAUUUCGUGCUGACUGUGAGAAGUGAGAAGACGCUGCGCCAGAGUGGCGGCCUGACGUCUCAUCAGCCAUUCCAGCCUUCAGAGGAUCCGGUGUGAACGCCUGGAGGCCAGACAUGGGCUCCGAUAAGCGUGUGAGUCGCAGCGAGCGGAGCGGGAGAUACGGGUCAGCAUUCGAUAGAGAUGAACGUGAUGACCGAGUGUCCAGACCCCGGCGCAGAGACUCCAACGAGUACAAAAGAUAUCGGGAUGACCGUGAUGAUCGAUACGACGAUUACAGAGACUACGACAGUCCUGAUCGAGAUCGUGAAAGGAGGAACAGCGACCGCUCAGAGGACGGUUACCAUUCAGACGGCGACUACAUGGACCACGACUAUCGCAAUGAUUACUAUAUGGAUGAGAAGGAGAGCAAGACCAUCAUGCUGCGAGGCCUCCCUAUAAACAUUAGCGAGAGUGAUAUUCGAGAAUUGGUGGAGUCCUUUGAAGGCCCUCAGCCUGCGGACGUGAGGCUGAUGAAGAGAAAGACAGGUUUAAGCCGCGGUUUCGCCUUCGUGGAGUUUUAUCACUUGCAAGAUGCUACCAGCUGGAUGGAAGCCAAUCAGAAGAAGCUGGUGAUCCAGGGGAAGACCAUCGCUAUGCAUUACAGCAAUCCCCGCCCCAAGUUUGAGGACUGGCUGUGUAAUAAGUGUGGUCUCUACAACUUUCGAAGACGACUAAAAUGCUUCCGUUGUGGCGCAGCCAAAACUGAAUCUGAUGUGGACGCACCUUCUGGAGCCUCAGAUGCUCCGCAGUCGGCCGAUUACUACAGUGACAGUGGCUAUGUAUCCUCAGCCAUUAUCCUGCGUAACAUCGGGCCGCACACAGUGGUGGAUUCCAUCCUGGCUGCGCUGGCUCCUUAUGUGUCACUGGUGGUGAGCAACAUCCGGCUUAUCAAAGACAAGCAGACCCAGCAAAACCGAGGCUUUGCUUUUGUCCAGCUGCCCUCCGCUCUGGAAGCGUCGCAGCUGCUGCAGAUUCUCCAGACUCUUCAUCCUCCUCUCAAAAUUGAUGGGAAAAUAAUUGGAGUCGAUUUUGCCAAGAAUGCUAGAAAGGAUCUUGUACUGCCAGAUGGGAACAGGGUUAGCGCCUUCUCAGUAGCGAGCACAGCCAUUGCAGCUGCUCAGUGGUCGUCCACACAGGCUCAGCAAAGCGGGGAUAGUGCGGAAUAUGGAUAUGCUCAGCAAGGGCAGGAGGGCUAUGCACCAUAUGGACAGUACUCCCAGGAGUAUCAGCAGGUGUACGCGUCUCCGACUGGUGGAGCAGAGCAGGGAGCAGCUACCUCAGCAGAAGGAAGCACGCCAGCCGCCAGCACUGCCGCAGUAGUGUGUCAGAGUCCACAGCUCUACCAGCAGCCGGGGUCUCCGACACAGCCAGGCACCAGCGCUACUACCAGCACAGCCUCCACAUCCUCUGCCACUACAGAAGAAACCUCUGCCGCUCCUAACUCCAUCAUCCCGGGUGUGAAAUAUGCUGUUCCUGACACAUCCACGUACCAGUAUGACGAAUCGUCAGGAUACUACUAUGACCCUCAGACUGGUCUUUACUAUGAUCCCAAUUCUCAGUAUUACUACAACUCUGCAAGCCAGCAAUACCUGUACUGGGAUGGUGAGAAACAGACGUACCUACCUGCAGUAGAUGGUACAGCACAGGGCACAGCACCCACAAAUGGGACUGCAUCCUCUACAGCAAAUUGCAAGGAAAGCAAGGAGAAGAAAGAAAAACCAAAAAGCAAGACUGCCCAGCAGAUUGCUAAAGAUAUGGAGCGUUGGGCAAAGAGCUUGAAUAAGCAGAAGGAAAAUUUUAAGAACAGCUUCCAGCCCCUGAGUGCCCGGGACGAGGAGAGGAAGGAGUCCGCAGCUGCGGAUGCAGGAUUUGCCUUGUUUGAGAAGAAGCAAGGAGCGUUACUGGAGAGGCAGAUUCUGCCAGACAUGAUGAUGUUGGUUAACACGGAGGAGGAGAGGCCGCCCAAGAGAGCGCUGGUUGCAGCGUACAGCGGUGACAGUGAUAACGAAGAUGAGGCCGAUCGGCUGCAGGGGAUGCUGGAUGAGGAGAAACUAACCGAUUGGAAGAAGCUGGCGUGCUUACUGUGUCGCAGGCAAUUUCCAAACAAAGAUGCCCUGACGAGACACCAGCAGCUGUCCGACCUGCACAAGCAAAACCUUGAUGUGUAUAGAAGGUCCCGGCUCUCCGAUCAAGAUCUGGAAUCCCUGGAGCUGCGGGAGAGGGAGUCAAAAUACCGCGACCGAGCAGCAGAGAGGAGGGAGAAAUACGGCAUCCCGGAGCCACCAGAGCCCAAGCGCAAGAGGCAGUAUGAUGCCGGCGUAGUGAACUAUGAGCAGCCAACGAAGGACGGGAUUGAUACCAGUAAUAUCGGCAACAAAAUGCUGCAAGCCAUGGGCUGGAAGGAGGGAUCUGGACUCGGCCGAAAGAGUCAGGGAAUCACGGCUCCCAUCCAGGCGCAGGUCAGGAUGAGGGGUGCGGGGCUGGGCGCAAAAGGAAGCUCGUAUGGAGUCAGCACGUCAGAUUCUUACAAGGACGCGGUCAGGAAAGCCAUGUUUGCUCGGUUCACGGAGAUGGAAUGAAUGGAUGAUUAAAUAUGAACUAUUCCUUUUUGGGGGCAGAAGUGGUCAGCAGGAGCGGUCCCCUCCCCCACAGCUUUGGAGUGGAGCCCCCUGUAAAUAUGUAUCAUACGACUGUACAGUGUAAAUAUGUUUUUGUUCUGUGAGACGUUUGGGGUGUGAUGGGUCCCCUCGGUAAUGGAGGCUCCUCAGUGACCCAGUAUGCCACCUCGUCCUCUUUAUACAGGUUUAAAUUUGUACAUUUUUCCUUUUUUCCCAAAGAAAUAAAUUUCGGAGCAAAAUCCA
Messenger RNA from Bufo gargarizans (Asiatic toad), 2977 nucleotides. Its product is annotated as RNA-binding protein 5. Lineage: Eukaryota; Metazoa; Chordata; Amphibia; Anura; Bufonidae. Bases 191 to 2695 code for a protein of 834 amino acids. Gene Ontology annotation, cellular component: nucleus. Gene Ontology annotation, molecular function: RNA binding. Gene Ontology annotation, biological process: mRNA splicing, via spliceosome. The record is from RefSeq and is a predicted model, not a curated record. The transcript has 24 exons.